Acaromyces ingoldii is the source of this 543-nucleotide messenger RNA. RefSeq lists its product as hypothetical. Lineage: Eukaryota; Fungi; Basidiomycota; Exobasidiomycetes; Exobasidiales; Cryptobasidiaceae. The transcript has 3 exons. Bases 1 to 543 code for a protein of 180 amino acids. The record is from RefSeq and is a predicted model, not a curated record.
AUGAGGCUCUUUACCCAUCCCCUGACUUUCCUCUCCUUCUACUGCGUCUUCUGGCUCUUCUUUUUGGCUGGGUCCAAGGCAUACCACCAAGACACCAAAAGCCGCAUGGAGAGCAGCCACCGAAUCCUCAGGAACUUCCCCGACCCCUUCCACAAUGUCGCGAGAUCGAACAAGCGUAUGAGAGGCUCGAAAGGUUCGUGGCAGGCGAUAAAGGAGUUUGGAAAAAAGAUUGAAGGCGAGGCAAAGUGUCUGGAAGAGGUCUCUCCGGAGAUCUUGAUUGCAGCACUUAUCAGAAGGAUGAGCCUCCUUGCCUUCGAGAAGACUACACUGGUAUGCUGCUACGAGAAGUAUCUCGAAUGGCGUCAACACAUCUACGGUUCAUACUUCAAAAAGCUCGUACGUGAAUCUUUCGAAUUAAGGAUGAAGGCGCUUGACGCGAAGAGAGAUCUUAUAACAUACUUCGAUCAUACCUACGUUGAGAGGCGUCAGAGCAACAGCCAGGAUAUUGACGGCCAUGAGAACAAGGUCAACGGAACGUCGUGA